GUUGGCAAGAUGGCGCCGGUGUUGGCUGAGAAGAAGCUGCUGGAGCCGGACGGGCCUUUGGCUGCAGACCUCCCCAGCGAGGAGGAGGAAGGCCAGAGCCUCUGGUUAUCAAUAUUGAGUGAAGUCUCCACCCGCUCCAGGUCUAAAUUACCAUCAGGCAAAAAUAUUCUUGUCUUUGGUGAUGAUGGCUCUGGUAAAACAACCCUGUUGACUAAAAUCCAAGGAAUAGAGCAUGGCAAGAAAGGAAGAGGGCUGGAAUACCUAUAUCUAAAUGUCCAUGAUGAAGAUAGAGAUGAUCAGACCCGCUGUAACGUUUGGAUUCUCGAUGGCGAUUUGUAUCACAAAGGUCUCUUGAAGUUUGCCGUGACAGCAGAAUCGUUGCAGGAGACUCUCGUAAUCUUUGUGGCAGAUAUGUCUAGGCCAUGGACUAUUCUGGAAUCCUUACAAAAAUGGGCAAGCGUCUUGCGGGAACAUAUUGAUAAACUGAAAAUCCCCCCGGAAGAAAUGAGAAACAUGGAGCAACAAUUUGUGAAGAUUUUUCAAGAAUAUGUAGAACCGGAAGGAGGUUAUCAGGGAUCCCCACAAAGAAGAGGUCCAUCAGGCCAAGAUGAAGAGAAUAUUGCUCUACCUCUCGGAGAGAAUGUGCUGACUCACAAUCUUGGGAUCCCUGUGGUGGUAGUUUGCACAAAGUGUGACGCAAUGAGUGUGUUAGAAAAAGAGCACGACUACAGGGAAGAACACUUUGAUUUCAUUCAGUCGCACAUUCGUAGGUUCUGCUUGCAGUAUGGAGCGGCCUUGAUCUAUACAUCCGUUAAGGAGGAGAAGAACCUUGAAUUGUUAUAUAAGUACAUUGUACAUAAAAAAUACGGCUUUCACUUUGCAAACCCUGCCUUAGUGGUAGAAAAGGACGCAGUUUUUAUGUAAGUUGCAGGGCAAGAGGCUUCUUUAAGUGAAACACAACAUUUUUCUGGCUUGGUGGUGCAGGGGAGAAAAACCUAACUAAAAGAUGCAAAUAUCUGUCCUCUCUAAUAGAAGUCCAUCUUGAGUAAUAUUCUCUGGAAUUCAUCCUAUAGUAAUCCUAUAAUAAUUUGAAGAGCAUCAGUUUGGGAAAGAUAUGUAGUUUUCAUGCUCUGUGUAGACUUAAGUAACUUCUUGGGAUUAAUCUUUUCUGGUUAGCAUUUCAUCUUCAUGACUUUGGCUUUUUUUGAGAAAUGUACUUAGUCUCUGAAUGCUCUUUUCUUGCUACAUUCCAGAAUUUCCCUUGAAAAUCCUGUUGCAUUUCAAAGGAGGGUAGUGCGACACCCUGUCCCCCAAUAAUGGCAAUAAGCACUGAAAUUUGAUUCAUUCAUUUUAAUCCUAAAAUAGAACUUUGUAGUUCCCAAAAUCUGUGAAUGAAAUUAUUACACGUGUAAUAAUUUCAUCUACUGCAGCCCUCCUCCUCCUCCUCCUCCCUGUCCAUCA
Messenger RNA from Pseudonaja textilis, 1461 nucleotides. The record is from RefSeq and is a predicted model, not a curated record. NCBI's taxonomy places the organism in Eukaryota, Metazoa, Chordata, Lepidosauria, Squamata, Elapidae.